Molecule: messenger RNA, 4403 nt
Organism: Pieris brassicae (large cabbage white)
Lineage: Eukaryota; Metazoa; Arthropoda; Insecta; Lepidoptera; Pieridae
Exons: 4
Coding region: 104-769 (221 amino acids)
Source: RefSeq, a predicted model, not a curated record
AGCGUGUGUGUGUGUAUCUUGUGUUGAUUUCGUUUACCUACUUUGUGAAAUUGAGUGGCUGCUUUGUUUCAUAAUUUUGAACCUAAAUUUGGUACUUACCAACAUGUCUUCAGUAUGUUGUGGAACUAAAAAGCAGAAAUUAAACAAUUCUUAUGGUAACCAUGAUGACCGACCCUUGAAUGGUUACAACGAGUCAGUGGCUAUUCCUGAUAUGUGUUACUUUUGUUUCGAUGUUUUGUAUUCUCAGCUGCAUAGCUUGGACCCACCACAAACACCUAAUUUUACGAAUGAGGCAUAUCCCCUUUUUGUAACUUGGAAGAUUGGUAAAGAGCAUCGACUUAGAGGGUGCAUAGGCACAUUCAAUGCCAUGCAUUUACAUUCAGGCCUUCGGGAAUACGCAAUAACAAGUGCCUUUAAGGACUCCCGUUUUUCCCCAAUUACGCGGGAGGAAGUCCCCCGGUUGACGGUUUCCGUGUCUAUCCUGCAGUAUUUCGAGGAAGCCGAGCAUUAUUUAGACUGGAAGCUGGGCAAGCAUGGGAUUCGCAUCGAGUUCCUUAGCGAACGUGGCUCGAAACGCACUGCAACCUACUUACCUCAAGUUGCUACUGAACAAGGCUGGGACCAGAUACAAACAAUUGAUUCUCUCCUCCGAAAGGGGGGAUACAAAGCAGCUAUUACAGCUGACAUGCGACGGAGUAUUAAGCUGACUAGAUAUCAGUCGGAGGAAAUCUCCGCUUCCUACAAUGAUUAUAUCAACCAGCGUUGCUAGCAAAUAGCCUCUCAGCCCUGCUUAGGGUUCCCAAACACGAUAUUCGCAUAUCCACCUCCUUUUAUAUAUCGGACAAACGCGAGUGACAGUGUUAACGUAGCAUCUAAGAAUACAUACAGUGUACCAAGUAUGUGGAAUUAUACGGAAAGUCAGAAUUAUGCUCAAAGUGGUUCCGGGCGUAACAGAUCUGUCGAUAUUGUUUAAGAUUUUAUCACUGCCAAUGACAUUCCUGUGGGAAUAAGGGUGCCAUCAAAGACUUCGGUAUUUCGUCUCCCCCCGGCCGCACAUUUCACAUUGUACUAUAGAAUAAAUACAAACAUGUCUUACGAGUGGUAUAAUAGAAUCAGACUCACAAAUAGUACAAAAUUUAAAAGUUAUAGCAAAAUGUAGGUGUGAAACUAAAUAUUAGAAAAACAUAUUUUUUAAAAUCGACACAACGUCGCUGCAUCUUAGUAAUUCUAAUCUCUCAGUAUUGUAUUACUGCAGACUUUCUGAAUUACGAAUUGAUGGUUUAUGUAAUUAAUUAUAAGUAUCUUUAGAUAAGCCUACAAAAUUAAAAACUAAUUAUUACUUUUACACCUAUUUCUAGCCAUAACGCAAAUACUGUGCCUUGUAGCGCGAUCUAGAAACAUCUUUCUAAUGUGUGGCCAAUCUUACAGAUUUCUCUAGCUUAAUAGAAAUAGAUUCGUAGUUUAGCCAAGCCUUAUAAAUAGAUUUAUAAGUAACAUCUUUACAGAGUAAUGUUGCGAUGAGUCUGUCCAUUGAUAUGUAAGGUACGUGUUUUUACAUCCUUAAUGACAGUUUUAUUUCCUUCGAGUUUUUUGUAAUAGUAACGUCAGUCUCGCAUUUGAAAAGUCUUAUCUAUUAAAAUAUGGGAGACUUGCGCAUACUAUUUUUAUGAAAGUGUUGACUUUAACUGCAUAUAACAAACGCUUUCGUCUUGGGGGGGAAGGGGGUAUCAACUAUACAUUACCUAAAAUGUAUAUGCAUUGUAAAAUACACCUUACCUAAGGUGGUAAAUGCAAGUCUCCCUUAAAAUACUACACAUUAUCCUGUUUUAGCAGCGACUGACGAUAACUAUAUGAGGGGUAUGUUUAACGACAGAACGUAUACAAAAUAUUGUCUUAUUACCAACUAACGGACGAAAUAUCGCAGGUGUGCCUAUAUCACAUAGCUUAGAAGUGUUGAACGAAGUUUUGUCGAUUUAGAAGAGUAAUUAUAGAUUGUCUUGGAUUUAGACUUAGUCCUCAAUGAGGUUAUCAUGCAUCAGGAAUAUUUUUAAUAUAAUAAUUCGGGCCAAAAUGUUACAUGUACGUUAAGUAUAAAAUUCGUAUUUCCAGACGAUUCUCCGUCUUGAGCACUUAAAUAUGUCAACAAUAUAGAAGAAAUAGUUUAUGCCACCUUCGAAUUAGAUUUCAAUUGGUGGAAGAUCUUGAAUCCGGGCCUUAAUAAAAUCAUAAAAAUAAUACAAUGAAUUAGAUAUAUCGUGAUAUUUAAUACAUUUCACGUGUAAUAAAAAGCACAAUAAAUAUGGUAGAAUAAAAUUUACGAACUGGUAUUAAAAAUGUCCAUGACAAUUUCAGGUGUAUAGUUUUUUGCUUGUACAUAGCAACUUUGUUUUAAUUUAAUGCCGCUAGCAAAUUAUGAUAUAUAAUUAGAAAACUAAUAAACCCUACAUGUAAAUUAUAUUUUUUUAGUAACAUUACGAAGUUUUUGUAUAUUUCCUGAUGUCUAUCACGGAUUAUGUAUUAAUCAUGUUUGUUUGACGUCAAAUCCCUAAAAUCAUAAUAAUUGUUUUAUACUUAAUACAUAUUAUUAUUAAAUUAUAUUUUUCGUUAAUAUGAAUUCACGUAGAUCAUAAUUUUGACUUUACGUUUAGGUAUUAACAAAAUGGCGUGCUUAAUAUUCACAAUAAAUAACAGCUAUUAUUUUUAGUAAUUAAAUGUAACAUAAUUUAGUAUCAAGUUUGAAUGACAAAAUAUGGUCGUGGUAGAUUUGGCUAAAUUGCGAUAUCGUGUUAAUGUUGUUGUUAUAUUUUAGUUUUACAUUAGUCGAGGUUUCAGGUUGUACUAUGUGAACUGGGGUUAUUAACAUUUUAUUUUUAAAAAAGUUAUCCAGACAUAUGACAAAACUACUCAAUACUACACGCUGAAAUACAAAGCAGCCACACAUCAAUUUCACGUGUUGUUAAAUGCAGAAAUAUAUGUAAGGUUUUGUUAAAAACUGGACAGUUUUAUUGUAUACAAUAAUUUAAUUUCUAUUUAUUUAUCAAUCUCGGACUGAAUUGGGAAUUGGAAUAUAUUGGUACCAUAGUGCAUAAAAAUAUCGUUGAUUUUCUUAUGGAAUCUAUGGUGAGACAGCACGAACUUAUUUUUAAACAAUCAUGGAAACUGAGUAUAAGGGAUUGAUUUAGCAUUUUGUAACCUCAGUUCAAAUAUAUUAGUCAGUAAGUAUGUCAAUUAGUUAGGUUUUCUCAAUUUAUGAAUCUAAUUUUUAAUCAACUAACCUAAUGUGACUUAUGUCGGUACGUUGGUAGUACGUACGUACGUUAGUAGGUACGUUGAAUAAGUCUCACUAACACUAUGAGGUGAAGGCUUUGUGCUUUAUAUUUCGUAUAACAAUGAAACAUACUACAACAUAAGUCAAGUAUUACUGUAAGUAAUACGCGAUUCUUAGUAUGCAUUAAAUUCUCACGUUUGAUUCUAAGUAGUGAUGCCAACUCGUACAGAAUCUUCCCCCUAGGACUGAAUUUGUCAAAUACCCCUAAAGUUUUCGGUUUGACAGGUAAUUUCUAAUAUACAUAAAAAUACUUUCAACUUAAAAUUAUGAUCUUGGAGUAUUAUAGCUUUUUGAUAUUUUAGUUAUAGCCACGCUUGGCAACCACCCAAUAUAACAUUGGUUUAGUUGUUGGUUGGGUUAGACCAAAGUUUAAGGCUAAACCUUAAUAUAAAUUGUAUAGAAUCGUACGUUUAAAAAAUCUUGUACAAAUUACCCCCUAUAAACCCAAGACAUUGAUUUCCCCUAAAUUUGGAGGGGGGGGGGGAACCUCCAAGUUGGCAUCACUGUUCGUAAGUGGUUUUAUGGAUUUGAUGAACUAUUUGUAGGGAUCCUUAAAUAUUCUUUUCUUCUAGAACAAAAAAUAAAUUCCGACUGGUAUAGAUAAAACUAGCUAGACCAGUGUUUCCCAAUCUUUUUUGAGCCAUGCCCCCACCUUAGCCUUUCUAAAAAUCUUAUGCCCCUCCAAGUAACAUACAAUAUUUUUAAUAUAAAAAAUUGAAUGGUUCACUUAAGGAACUUAAAUGAUAGGACGAAAUCGCUACAAAAUUGUUAACGAAACUCUUAUUGGGUUUUCAAAACAAUGAAAAACGCCGGUUCCAAUCGAACCCAUGGGACCCACGUUGGGAAACACUGAGCUAGAUACUCGGUUAUCGAUUGUAAGUAAUCAAAGCAAAAAUUCUAAAAAAAGUAUAUAAUACGAAAAAUACAAAAAGUGUGUAAGAUAAGGAUAAGAUAAUUUGUUGUAGGUUAAGUAGCCGUUUUACUUUAACAAUAUUUUUAAUACGAAUUGUUGUUAUUUUAAUAGACGUCGACUGGUUAAAGCGUCAAUCUUAAUGAUAAAUAAAACAUCUGCCGC